UAGCGCAGGGUCAAGGGGGUUUUAAGGGAGAUACGAGUUAAGGGAGAUACAGCGAAUACCAGACUGAGACCGCCUGGUUUUGGAAUAAUUAAAAAACCGCUACCCUCCUUUUGCACUCUGUGAUGCUGUAUGAGUGUAUCUCAGAAUGGCUGACUAUGUGAAGCUGGAUGAGGAGAAGUUUAUCCCAAAGUCAGACAUCUUGUCUCUGCUAAGGACCUACAACUGUUACCAUGAGGGGAAGAGCUUCCAACUCAGACACAGAGAGGAGGAGCAAGCACUGGUCGUCGAGGGGUUGUUGAAUAUCUACUGGGGUCUGCGGCGACCAAUCAGACUGCAGAUGCACGACGACAACGAGAGACUCCACUAUGGAGGAGUCAACAGGAAUGAGAGAUCCCAGGUUCUUCCAAAGCAGACAGAAUCUAACAACAACAUACUCGACAGAACUACUGACCCUGCCUUGACCAGUAGUCUGGAGGAGGACGAUGAGGAGGUCCCCCAGCUGCUGCGAACCAGGAGUGAUGCCUCCUUCAUGGGGGUCACCAGAAGGUCAAAGACACACGCACACUCCGACCUGCAGCACUUACGCUCACACAGAUUCUCCAUCAAUGGACACUUCUAUAACCACAAGACAUCAGUAUUUACUCCAGCGUUCGGGUCGGUCACUAACGUCCGAGUCAACAGCUCCAUGACAACACUACAGGUCCUCAACCUGCUGCUACAAAAGUUCAGAGUGGAGAAUAAAUCAGAUGAGUUUGUUCUCUACAUGGUCCAUGAGUCUGGUGAAAGAACCCCAUUGAAGGACAGUGCGUAUCCUCUGGUGUACCGUGUGCUUCAUGGACCCUGUGAGAAGAUCUCCAAAAUCUUUAUUAUGGAGACGGAUCUUGGGGAGGAGGUCACACAUGACGUGGCUCAGUACAUUAAUUUUGAGAUGCCAGUCCUGGAUAGCUUUGUAGAGAAACUGAAAGAGGAAGAGGAGAGAGAGAUUUCUAAACUGACCAGAAAGUACAGCGCACUGAAGUCCAUGAUUCUACAGCAGCUGGAGGGCAUCACUGACACUACUGACCGAGUCUGAGUGUGUGUGUGUGCGCGCGUGUGUGUGCGCGUGCGCGUGUGCGUGUGCAUGUGCGUGUGCGUGUGUGUUCACAGGACCAUUACACUGUUACAGUGAGAGGAAGUCAAGCGGAUUGUUUGAGCACUGAGACCUUUCUUCAUGUACAACUACAGUUGAACCAUAGCAUGUAUAGCUUUUUCUAGUAAUGAAAACUACAGACAUGUUGAAAGCUUUCUACCGUAGUGAAUGUAAUGUAAACAGCAAUAAGAAUGCAAUACUGCCACAUCUUGCAUCAAUGUUUGUCACUUCGCAAAUUAACUGUAUUCAUAGAAUUUGUAACUUUUUUGCUACUGUAUUGUCUAUGAUUGAGUACUUUCCAUUGAUCUUGUUGUUUACUAUCGUUGGUAAAAUACUGAUUCCUGUGUGUCUUAGAGGUCAAGGUUUUCUAAAACUGAGCUUUCCUCGAAAGGCAACAUUUCUGUCAAGGCCAAUUUCUAAUUUAGCCACUGUAACAGAUUAUAAGAGAGCUACAGGGCGUGCAGGCUUUUUAUCCCCAGCUCUGCACGUCUAACACACAUCUCCAGCACCAGAAUUGGAAACCCUGACCAAAACUUGUGUUCACAUAACUAUGCUACAGGUUUCUGCAGGGUUAGCAGACCUGUAAGGCCCAUACUGUAUUUUACCACACAGAUAAAACACACACACACACCUCAUUGUUCUCCCACAGAAAGGGGUAGAGUUGUUUCCAGGGUGACUGAAGCAGAGUUAGUAUUGCUCUGAGAGUGAGUGACCCUCUCCACCUGUGUGUGUGUGUGUGUGUGUGUGUGUGUGUGUGUGUGUGUGUGUGUGUGUGUGUGUGUGUGUGUGUGUGUGUGUGUGUGUGUGUUAGAGAGAAAGUAUUGGCUAGCCCAUCAGGGUUAUACAGCAGGGGUGUGGGGAUAAUAAAUAUUACCACAAACACAAAGCAUUUCACUGUAUGUAAAAAAAGACAGGAGAGUUUUAGUUUGCAAUUAUAUACAGUUGAAAAAAUAUGACCGUUUGGAUUCCCUUUUCAAUGGUUCAUCACACAAUGGAGACACGUGUGAAAGACAGAAAAUAAAAAAGUGUUGUCAUAUUUAGCAGCGGCAGCUCGAGGAAGCUGCAGGGUUAACUCCAGUGUAGAUGACCAGCACCUUUGUUCAACCAUCCUUAUCUUGAGAGAUCACAUUCUGUUGCAGAUUUCACACGGCCCCCCUGUUAUAGCGGAUCUGGUGAAAAAGCACUUCACUGAAAAUGACAGUAAUGUAUUAUUACGCUCCAUAUUGUUAUUAUGAAAUUUUUCUGCAUUUAGUAUUAAACAGUAGUGUGGUCUGGUGCCAAA
Messenger RNA from Oncorhynchus masou masou (cherry salmon), 2411 nucleotides. RefSeq names its product Ras association domain family member 4a (gene rassf4a). The record is from RefSeq and is a predicted model, not a curated record. Bases 146 to 1072 code for a protein of 308 amino acids. NCBI's taxonomy places the organism in Eukaryota, Metazoa, Chordata, Actinopteri, Salmoniformes, Salmonidae. The transcript is spliced from 11 exons. Gene Ontology annotation, biological process: signal transduction.